Molecule: messenger RNA, 585 nt
Organism: Acanthosepion pharaonis
Lineage: Eukaryota; Metazoa; Mollusca; Cephalopoda; Sepiida; Sepiidae
Source: the annotation of a GenBank genome assembly
AUGAGUUGGCAAAUAAAGACAAGUCCAAACUUAUCGCUUCCCCCUCUCUCUCUUUCUCAUCUCUUUUUCUCUCUGUCGUUCUCUCUUUCUCCCUCUGUCUUGUCCUCUUACUUUCUCUCUCCUUGCUCUUUCUUCCUCCCUCUCUUUCUCCCUCUGUAUCGCCCUAUUUCUUUCUCUCUCUCUCUCUCUCUCUCUCUCUCUCUCUAUCUUCUUCUCCCUUUAUCACACACGCUUUCUCUCUCUCUCUCUCUAUCUCUUCACUCUUUUUCUCUUUACCAGCCUCUCUCUCUCUCUUUCUCUCUCUCUUUCUCUCUCUUUCUUCCGCUGUCUUACUGUAUGUCUCUUUUUUUUCUCUCUCUUAUUUUUCUUUCUCUCGUUCUAUAUCACAUAUUUCUUUCUUUCUUUCUUUCUUUCUUUCUUUCUUUCUUUCUUUCUUUCUCUCUCUCUUCGUCUCUAGUCCCCUCUCUUGUCCUCUCUUUUUCUCGUUCUCGCUUUCUUCCUCUCUCUCUCUCUUUCUCUCUCUCUCUCUUUCUCUCUCUCUUGUUUUGUUUCUCUUUCAAUGUCACCCAGUCUCUCUUUCUCUAA